This is a messenger RNA of Amaranthus tricolor (Joseph's coat), 1708 nucleotides long. Its product is annotated as growth-regulating factor 5-like. Lineage: Eukaryota; Viridiplantae; Streptophyta; Magnoliopsida; Caryophyllales; Amaranthaceae. The transcript is spliced from 4 exons. Gene Ontology annotation, biological process: DNA-templated transcription; developmental process; regulation of DNA-templated transcription. The record is from RefSeq and is a predicted model, not a curated record. The coding region runs from base 212 to 1279 and encodes 355 amino acids. Gene Ontology annotation, cellular component: nucleus. Gene Ontology annotation, molecular function: ATP binding.
GUUGGACCCUUUUUACAUAAAUAUUUCCCCUCCACCCUCACCCCCUUUUCUCUUUACUUUCUUUCACACUUCCCUUAUUACACACUUCCUUCAAAAGCCAACUCUCUUUUUCUUUUCUCCUUUUUCUCUCUCAUUUCUUUCAAAAAAUUUCUCAAAUUCUAAUCAAGAAAACAUCAAAAUUUACAAUUUGGUGGGCUAAAUUAGCAAAGUAAUGAGUACUACAAGUGCAACAACAAUAGGAGGAAGAACCAAAUUCCCAUUCACAUCAACACAAUGGCAAGAACUUGAAGAUCAAGCUCUUAUUUACAAAUACAUGGCUGCUGGUGUUCCUAUUCCUCCUGAUCUUCUCUUCACCAUUAAACGUAGUCUUGACUCUUCUCUUUCCUCCAAGCUCUUCCCUUACCAACCUUCUCCUUUGGGAUGGAACCCAUAUCAAAUGGGUUAUGGGAAAAAAAUAGACCCAGAACCAGGAAGAUGCAGAAGAACAGAUGGGAAAAAAUGGAGGUGUUCAAAAGAAGCAUACCCUGAUUCAAAGUACUGUGAGAGGCACAUGCAUAGAGGCAAGAACCGUUCAAGAAAGCCUGUGGAAUCACCUUUGCCUACUACUACUACAUCUAAUGCUUCUAACAACAAUAAUAAUAUUAAUAAUAAUAAUUCUACCACUAAUUCACUUUCAGUUGCAGCAUCUUUGACUAAUCUCACUAAAAAUCCUUCUACUUCUCUUUUUUCUCUCCCUUCUUCUGAUUCCUCCUGUAAUUCCCAUCUCCUUUACCCCCAUUCUUCCUCCUACAAUCACAAAGAUUACAGGGAAAGAUAUUUUCAAGGAUUAAAAGAGGAAGUAGGGGAGCAUGCAUUUUUCACAGAGAGUUCAGGAUCAAACAUAAGAGGGUACAAUGGAUCUUCCAUGGAUGAAAAUUGGCAAAUUGGAGGUAACUUAGAUCAUCAUCAUCAUAACUCAAAACAAAGUGGUGGGUAUCCAAAUUACUUGCAACAACUUCAGAGUAAUAAUGGUGCAUCAACAAAGCAAGAUAAGCAAUGUUAUAUUUGGGGAAGAGAUUUCAAUUGUGAUUUGUCAAUGAAGGUUGAAGAUGAAAGGGAAAAUAGCUUUAAUGAAAAGACAACUCACCAUUUCUUUGAUGAAUGGCCUAUUAAGGGUAAUGGAAGAGGUGGGAGAGAGUCUUCUUGGCAUGAUUCUUCUUCAACUACUCAACUCUCCAUCUCUAUUCCUAGUUCUACUUCACAUCAUGAUUUCUUCCUUACCAAUUCUAGGGACCCCUAAAUUUAAUGGUUGAGUAUUUCAAGAGCUGGGUGUGAGUGGGACUCUGAAUCAAAGGUCACCAGAAAAAGAGAGCUGUCACAUACUGAAACUUGCUGGGUAGGUGUGAAUUGUGAUGUGGGGUUUUAUGUUCAGUCUGCUGUUAAUUUUAUUUUUUUUUUGAACUUUCUUACCCUUCUUUAUUUUCUUUUUUUUAACCUUUUGCUGAACACCUUCCUUUAUGUAUCUGUCAAUCUCUCUUUCUCUAUGUAAGUUGUGACUGAUAGGACUUGUUACUGGGCUAUAUGUUAGUAGGAGCAGAUAAAUACUUUUAUUGGUAGUUUUUUUUGCUUAUUGUGAUGACACUCUAACUAUGUGUCAUACUCGUUGUUUCUCUUUUUAACAAUCUUCUUUACAAAUUACACCACUAAAAAUAGGUUUAAAUAACCUUAG